This is a messenger RNA of Orcinus orca (killer whale), 2335 nucleotides long. RefSeq names its product PR/SET domain 12 (gene PRDM12). Gene Ontology annotation, cellular component: nucleus. Lineage: Eukaryota; Metazoa; Chordata; Mammalia; Artiodactyla; Delphinidae. Gene Ontology annotation, biological process: neurogenesis. The record is from RefSeq and is a predicted model, not a curated record. The transcript has 5 exons. The coding region runs from base 1 to 1089 and encodes 362 amino acids. Gene Ontology annotation, molecular function: histone methyltransferase binding.
AUGAUGGGCUCCGUGCUCCCGGCUGAGGCCCUGGUGCUCAAGACAGGGCUGAAGGCGCCGGGGCUGGCGCUGGCAGAGGUCAUCACCUCCGACAUCCUGCACAGCUUCCUGUACGGCCGCUGGCGCAACGUGCUGGGCGAGCAGCUCUUCGAAGACAAGAGCCACCACGCCAGCCCCAAGACAGCCUUCACCGCCGAGGUCCUGGCGCAGUCCUUCUCGGGCGAGGUUCAGAAGCUGUCCAGCCUGGUGCUGCCGGCCGAGGUGAUCAUCGCGCAGAGCUCCAUCCCCGGCGAGGGCCUCGGCAUCUUCUCCAAGACGUGGAUCAAGGCGGGCACAGAGAUGGGCCCCUUCACCGGCCGCGUCAUCGCCCCGGAGCACGUGGACAUCUGCAAGAACAACAACCUCAUGUGGGAGGUGUUCAACGAGGAUGGCACGGUGCGCUACUUCAUUGACGCCAGCCAGGAGGACCACAGAAGCUGGAUGACCUACAUCAAGUGCGCACGUAACGAACAAGAGCAGAACCUGGAGGUGGUCCAGAUCGGCACCAGCAUCUUCUACAAAGCCGCUGAGAUGAUCCCUCCAGACCAGGAGCUGCUGGUGUGGUAUGGAAACUCACACAACACCUUCCUGGGGAUCCCUGGUGUGCCCGGGCUGGGGGAGGAGCAGAAAAAGAACAAGCAUGAGGACUUCCACCCGGCGGACCCGGCGGCUGGCACCUCGGGCCGCAUGCGCUGCGUCAUCUGCCACCGCGGCUUCAACUCGCGCAGCAACCUGCGCUCGCACAUGCGCAUCCACACGCUGGACAAGCCCUUCGUGUGCCGCUUCUGCAACCGCCGCUUCAGCCAGUCGUCCACGUUGCGCAACCACGUGCGCCUGCACACGGGCGAACGCCCCUACAAGUGCCAGGUGUGCCAGAGCGCCUACUCGCAGCUGGCCGGCCUGCGCGCCCACCAGAAGAGCGCGCGCCACCGGCCGCCCAGCGCCGCGCUGCAGGCCCACUCGCCCGCGCUGCCCGCGCCGCACGCGCACGCGCCCGCGCUCGCCGCCGCCGCCGCCGCCGCGCACCACCUGCCGGCCAUGGUGCUGUGAGCGCCGCGGCGCGCCCGCUCCCGCCCGCGCGCGCCUCCGCCGGCCAGCCCGCCGGGGCGCGCGGCGGGGCUGCUCUCCCUCGCGACUCGCACUCCCUGCGGCACGCGGCCGCCGGACCCGGCGCUGUAGGUGCGCCCCAGAAAUGACGCCCAGGCAUACACUCUUCGCCCCGUUUCGCAGAUGAGGACACUGAGAGGCGACGUCCUUUUCGCGGGCCGCGCAGCUGGUGCAGCUGCUCGGCCGCCUCCUCUUCAGGGGAUCCCCAUGCUCGGCCUCACCCCUGAGUCUCCCUUCUCUUGUGGAGUCGGCUGUCCAGGCUGAUAGCCCCCUGGUGGGUGCCAGGAGAGGGGACCGAAAGUCUCCGAGGGCCCUCAGCGGGGAAAGGGGGCCCUCACCACCCCCACAGAGAGCUGCGUGUUGGGAUGGAGCUCCCUGUCCCAGUGUGGGCAGCGGGCCCGGGCACUACGCGCAUCUGUCUCUUCCUCCCCCCUCUGAGACUGGUAUCUUGCAAUGUCAGAACUCAAGGACGCGACCUUGAAAUCUGGGGACUGAAGGGGUUCAGGGGCAGCCAGAAGAGGCCGGAGAGACCUGCCCUUCCCUGCCAAGCGGGCCCUUCUCUCCUUCGGGCCACCUUCCCCCGAAAGUCGGCUCCUUGGGGAUGGACGAGGCACAAAUGUGCCAGGUAGGCUGAGAAUGAAGGCAAAACGGAAAUCCACUAUGGGGACCCCGGGAAAGGCCUAGCCCUUCUUUGGGCCUCCGUUUACCAUUUCCCCGUCUGUAAAAUGAGAGAGUUGGACCAAUGCCUCCUCCCCUUCAGCUCUGACAUCAAGCUUGGAAAGAGGAAGUUUCCUGCCCCUGCUCGCCACUCUCCGACCCGAGGAGGCCAAGACUGGCUUCUCAGCCCGGAAAGCAUCUCCGAGCUGUGCGGGAUCCCGGGAGGUUCUGCCCUUGUUCUGUCCCAAGUUUCCCCAAGCUCCGGCCGUGGGCGCCCUCUGGUGUCGCCUUUCCCACCUUGCAGUCAUUUACUAGAAUUCCUGUAGGGCAUUUUGUAAAAUAAACUAUUAUAAUAUUAAUGAAAAGUACAAAAUGUAUAGAAUUUUCAAAAACUUGUGUUCUACUUCCAGAAAAUGGUCACUUUAACUUUGUAAAUAUUUAUCUAAAAUGAUAUUUACGAAACUGUGAUAUAUAUUAUUUGAUUGUAUAUGUACAACUGUAAAUACAUUUGUACCUCUCUUGUAUUCUAAAA